Molecule: messenger RNA, 1191 nt
Organism: Linum trigynum
Lineage: Eukaryota; Viridiplantae; Streptophyta; Magnoliopsida; Malpighiales; Linaceae
Source: the annotation of a GenBank genome assembly
CUCUAGUAAGCAGGCCCUUCCGCCCUUCCUCUUCUUCCAUCAAUACUGCUGCACUCUCGCACACCCUAGCCUCGCCGCCGCCGCCGCUCUCCCUCCUUCCUCCGCCGAUUCAAUCUCCUUCCGGCGCGGUUGCGCCGCCUUAGAAACCCUCACUUCUCCGCCGCUUCCCAUCCGAGGUAAAUCUCCUCCUUAUUAGUUAUUUCCCCACACAAACAAAGUCGUAGAUGUGAAUAGCUGAAUUUCCAAUGUUUCUCCCUCGUGUGUUUGUCUAUUACUUCUGCAUACAAUAAUCGACAAGAGAGCUAUAAACUGAAUGAGUUGAUUCCGUUUUAUUGGUUUGUAAUUGCAAAUCAACGGCGGGAAGAAGAAAUUUUUUUAACUCUGAUGUUUGAAUGAAUGUGGCACCUGAUUUUGCAGAGAGUGUGCGAGAGAAAAUGGAGGUUGGUGGUGGUAAUGGAAUUGGGUUCCGUGUGAAGGCCACAUUCAGACUUGGCUCCGAGACGCAUUCGGUGGCAGCCACGAAAGGGGAAGGUGCUGCCAUCUCCGAGGAACUGGUUGCCAUGAAAGAAGAAAGCAUGAGGAUACUGAAGGAAUUCAUCACCAAGCAUAACGUUCCUGCUGAUGUUCCUGAUGAGUUGGUUGAGGACGAGGACGAAAGCUCGGAGGAAGCAGAGGAUGAGGUUGCAGAGAAAUCCAAGAAGACCAAACUGACUUGAGACAGUACUACUACUGCUGCUGCAGUGCUGCCUUAAUCGCGACAGCAAGUACCUGGUGGUGUUUGUAAUUUGGCUACACGGCUCAGUUGUUAGCAAAAUUUGUGGAAAAGUUAGUACUGAUACUCCAUUUGUGCUGUGGAGAAUCGACCUGAUGAAGCUGAAAAGUGCCCUUCUGUAAUAGUGUGUUAAUCUAGGGCUUCUGUCACAACUUUCUGUGAUAGCUCAUGGAGAACUUGAACAGCUAAUAAUAUAGUACCAUUUUUCUUUCCAUUAGAGGUUUGCCUUCCCUCAUCAUUGUUUUCCACAAUAUGUUUCAUUGUGGCCUAUGGCCUAUGGGUUUGCUACUAGUGAAAAGAAGAUCAGAAGUUGUAUAUGAUUGUUCCGUUUUUGAAGAAGUCUCGUCGUUUGCAGUUGAUGUAGACACUAGCAGAGAACGAUUGUGGAGCACUUUCAUCAAUAAUUUAGCAAGAUGAGU